CAUGGCAGGGAUGGAGCUGGAUGAGCUUUUAGGUCUCUCCAACCCAAACCAUUCUGUGCUUCCCUGAUUCCAUGAAAUCCUGCUCCAGUGGGAGCAGACACUCAGCCUGUGGCUUCAGGCCACCACGUGCUGCUCCCUUCCAGGCUGCCUGAGCUGUGGCUGGGACUGGGCAGUGCUGAUGCCUGAAUUUUCCAGCCCACGAGAGCAAUGCCUGUCCCUGGAGAGUUGCUCAAUGUGUAGGAUGAAAAAGAUGCCAAGUUCCUGUGCUCCUUCCUUCCGGCCCAGCAAGGAGGGGGAGAGGAGCUGCCCCUGGGCUGAGCCAGCUCGCUCCUCUCCAGCUCCUCUCCUGUUCCUUCUCUGCUCAGCCCCAUGGAGAAGCUCCUGCACCUCACCUUGGUCUUCCUGUCAGCAUCCUGUGCUGCAGAGAACGUCACCGUGGUGGCCGCCAUGGAAGGGGACACCAUUUCUGUCAACUGCUCCUACGACCCGCGGCAGUGGUGGCGGGAGAAGAGCUGGUGCAGGCAGCUGGACCAGAGCCGGUGCCAGCACGUGGUGAGCGCCCCGCCCGCGUGGCUGCCCUUCCCCAGGAACAGGAGGGGCACCACGUCCAUCAGCGACGACGCCCGCGCCGGGCUCCUGACCGUCACCAUGAGGCGCCUCCGCAAGGAGGACGCGGGGCUGUACCAGUGCAGAACGGAUUUCCUGGGCCAGACAAAGAGCCUGAGGAAGGUGCAGGUGGAAGUGCUGGCAGCUGACCUGGUGACCCCCGUGCCAGAGGAGCCCAGAGCUGUGCAGAGCAUUUCCAGGUCCCCUCCUGAUGUGGAUUUCACUGUUUUCUACAUCCUGGCUGGAUUCCUGGUGGCCAAGUUCAUGGUGGCUGUGCUGGUCGGUGCUGUUGCCCACAGCAGGAAGAGCAGGGAGAAAGGGCAGAGCCCAGGCCUGGGUGAGCAGCAGGUGCUCCCGCUCCCUGCUGACCUUGGACAAGGUGGAAUCGGCCUCUCCUGGGAGAGCUCUGCGUGAGCCAAGCCAAAAGGAAUCCAUGGGAAAGGCAAAUCAGGGGUUUGCCACCUGCCAUGAGAAAGGGAUCACUACUAAACACAGGUCUGGAAGUAUUUGUUACUCUGGGGAGGUUCUUAUCUUCUUCAUCACCUCUUCCCCUUGGCGUCUCAUCCCCAGGCAGUUAUUCCAGACAUCAUUCCCAGGACCGUUCCAUCACGGUCUGAACUGACACCCAUCAACUUCCUGUCACCUCAGGUGGCAGAUUCUGUCUUUCCAAGGUGAGGAAGAGCAGCUCCCAAAAGCUGCUUUGGACAGUGGGGAUGCUUGGAGAAAAUCCCUGUGGAAAGGCCUAAGGAACUACAGGACACACCAGGACAGGGAUGUGGUCUCCUUGCAUCUAAGAGCCGGCUUCUCCUCUCUGAAGGGACUUUGUGAACCUCACAUUUCUUUUUCCGUGCAAAACUAAAUAAAAUCCAGCUGAUUCUCUG
Molecule: messenger RNA, 1487 nt
Organism: Motacilla alba alba
Lineage: Eukaryota; Metazoa; Chordata; Aves; Passeriformes; Motacillidae
Product: triggering receptor expressed on myeloid cells 2-like
Exons: 4
Coding region: 370-1020 (216 amino acids)
Cellular component (GO): cell surface
Molecular function (GO): signaling receptor activity
Source: RefSeq, a predicted model, not a curated record